Molecule: messenger RNA, 1206 nt
Organism: Puccinia graminis f. sp. tritici CRL 75-36-700-3
Lineage: Eukaryota; Fungi; Basidiomycota; Pucciniomycetes; Pucciniales; Pucciniaceae
Exons: 1
Coding region: 1-1206 (401 amino acids)
Source: RefSeq, a predicted model, not a curated record
AUGGACAUCCAUCGAUUCAUCCAUUUGGCACUCCUUAGCUGGCUUUUCGUCGUCUACCCGAUUCUUAGCUUACCCAGGCCUGAGCCAAUGUUUUCUUUGGUUGGGGAUGGUGGUCGUGCUACCGCAGGUUUCAAAGGUGGAGCAGCCGCUAAAUCAGCAGCUGAAAUGGCAGGAGGCGUUCCCGACCCUCACUUGAAUGUGGCAUUGGAAUCAACUCACACGGUCGCUGAUCCCUUGAGCUCCACUGGUCCUUCUGCCAAUCCCCUCGUCAACCUGCGAAAAACUGAGAUCCCAAAGCCACCUGAAAAACCAGUCACGCCAGAAGUAAAGCCCCCAGAAACCCCGCCAGAACCGCAUGGUACAGAUGGCCCGCAAACUGAGAAACUGGCCGAGGCAGCAAAGGCAAGUCGACUAGCCCAAUUGAAGAAGAUCUCUGGAGACGGUUUUGCUUACUUGGGAAGCCAAACGUGGAGAGGUUUGAGGGCUAUCGGGAAGGCUAUCCAAAGAGGGAUACGAGAUUUUGGAGCAGACGGGUCGCUUGAUUACCUGUACCGUAACUCUCGGACAUCCUUAUCGGUGGCAGAACAGGAAAAAAAGGCAUUGGCGCUCAAGAAUACAAAUAUCAAAAAAAUGGCCGCAUGGUUUCGGGAAAAGAUCGGAUCAAAGGAAGCUCACCCCAGCGUUGCAGAAGCAGGUGGUCAUGCUGAGGAAGGUUCGAUGGCUGCAAAGCACUCCGAGGGCCUGGAGAACAGUCACGCCGUGGAAGAUUCGAAGGCUGCAAAGAGCUCUGAUGCCUUGGAAGACACGACGGCUGCGAAGAACUCCGGCAGCUUGGAAAACAAACAUGUCCCCACUGCGGCUGAAGCUACUAAGGGUGAAGAAAGUGCAACGAAAGCAUUAGACAAAAAACCUCCAGGGAUGAUGGCCAAAGUUUGGAAUUUCAUCGCCGCUCCCUUCCGGUCGAUCGAUAGAGUCUACACCGCGUUCAGAGUAGCUCGGGCUGAAAAAGUCGUGUACGGAUCCAGUAAGUCUGAUCGGCUGGCUGCCCAUGUCCUGGAAAGGUUCGAGGCACAGGGCCCUGGUUUCUGGAGUAGAAUGAAGACCAAAUUCCCCGGCUCCUCUAACAAAGUAAAAACAAUCGAUGCCGAAGCUGAUCACGCCAAGCCAGUCGACGCAGCGGAUGCUACUCAUAAUACAGCCGUAUAG